GGACCCCAAAUACCCAUGCUAUCCGUUGGGGUUGUAGUGACCACCCUGCUACUUGUUCAGGGUAGGCUGUGAAUUGGUUUGGUUAUAUGGGUGCCCUCUCCGCCCUAAACUGCGCACCAUGCUCUCACCCAUCUAUUGCGAUCUCGCCCACCAGGAAUGGAAUCAGAAUGAAAGAGCCCACCAUGCACCGUGCAUACUUCACGAUGGGCCGGAGCCAGCGAUUCUGGCUCAGGUCGUUAUCUAAUGUGGUGAUGGCUUUCAUGGUCGUUAUUGGCCUAAUGAAGAUGUUCUCCCAAUUCCCCCUCACGAGGAACAAUCAUCAGAGCCUCAACCUGUUAUCCGCAAGGUCACUAUGGUCUAUGGUAACCGAACCUCUUAUUAUCGAGGUUUAAAAACCCAUGAGGAUCACUCACUCAAAUUCGGAUAUCCUAUGACCGUUCUGCGCAAACCCAUCCUGGGGGGAUACUGGAGUAAACCUGCCAUUCUCCUAUCAGCUCUCAUCGAAGAAAUGGAAAAGCCAGAAGAAGAUCAAGCAAAAUGGUUAUUUUGGUUUGAUGGAGACACUAUCCUUAUGAACCCCAACAUUCCCCUCGACAUCUUCCUCCCACCUCCUCAAUUCGACGAUACUCAUCUCCUCAUGACCAGCGACUGGAACGGCAUGAACAACGGAGUUUUCUUUAUCCGCGUCAAUCAGUGGGCCAUCGAAUUGCUUUCUGCUACACUUGCCUACCCAACAUCAUAUCCCGAGGUUAGCCUUUUAUUUGCAGACCAGUCCGCCAUGGAUAAUGUUAUCCUUGAGCACGAAUACUUCCGCCGUUCUAUUGUAUUUUACCCUUUGCGAUGGUUCAAUGCCUACCCGCGAAACGCCGAUGCUGUUGAUCUCAACCCCGAUCGCCCCGUGGACUCGCAAGUACAUCAUGGAGAUCUCCUGGUUCAUUUCCCCGGUGCACCACCAGAUCGGUUCGACGAGAUCAUGGACCCCUACCUCAAGGUAGCCGAGGCGCACACACCGGAAUGGGAAUUGCCUCUUCAGAAGACGGGAUAUAUGAAAGAGAUAACGGACUUUUGGCGGGACAGACACGAGUUGUUAUUUGGAGACACACCUGAAUCGUCUGACAACCUUGCUUGAUCGGGCUGGUCCCAAAGAUUCAAGUUUUCUGUAUACAAAAUAACCCGUUGGCUUUUUGUCGCAAACAUCGCUCAUCGAAUGCCGGCACA
Molecule: messenger RNA, 1218 nt
Organism: Aspergillus piperis CBS 112811
Lineage: Eukaryota; Fungi; Ascomycota; Eurotiomycetes; Eurotiales; Aspergillaceae
Product: glycosyltransferase family 34 protein
Exons: 3
Coding region: 353-1129 (258 amino acids)
Biological process (GO): protein N-linked glycosylation
Cellular component (GO): Golgi membrane
Molecular function (GO): glycosyltransferase activity
Source: RefSeq, a predicted model, not a curated record